AUGGCAGAAUUUACAGGUUACAAGGAAACCUCAAAUCGGCACCUACGAUUCAAAUUGCAGAGUCUUAGUCGCCGCCUUGAUGAACUAGAGGAAGCAACCAAAAAUCUGCAAAAAGCAGAGGAUGAGCUGCUUGACCUCCAGGACAAAGUUAUCCAGGCAGAAGGCAGCAACUCCAGCAUGCUGGCUGAUGUUGAAGCCCUGCGGAAAAGAGUGCUGAAGAUCGAAGGCAAGGAUGAAGAAAUUAGGAAGGCUGAAGAGCUUUGCCGGUUAAUGAAAGAAAAACUUGAAGAGGAAGAGAGUCUAACCCGAGAGCUGAAGUCAGAAAUCGAACACCUUCAGAAGAGAAUGGCAGAGCUGGAGAAGCUGGAAGAGGCCUUUGGCAGGAGCAAGAACGACUGUACGCAGCUGUGUCUUAGCCUUAAUGAAGAAAAGAACUUGACCAAAAAGAUAUCUACAGAACUAGAAAUACUUAGAGUGAAAGUGAAAGAACUGGAAGCAUCUGAGGACAGGCUGGAUAAAACUGAGCAGAGCUUAACAUGUGAGUUAGAAAAACUGAAAUCCUUAGCACUGAGCUUUAUCAGUGAAAGAAAACAUUUUAAUGAAAGAGAAAAGCAGAAUGAAAAAAUAAUCCAGGAGCUAACACAGAAACUAGAACAAAACAAUAAACUAAAUAGGGCCGAUCAAACUAGAAAUGCAUCCAACUUGCUAGAAAGGUCAUCAAAUAAUCUUCUGGACAGAAAUGAUUUAAGAAUUGAAGAUGACUUGACUUCUGCAUUGCCCUCUAAGGAGACCAGGAAGAAGGGAAGUGUGGAUUACCUGAAACAUGUGGAAAAUGAAACCAGGAAUAAAUCAGAAAACCAAAAGAAUAAAAAUCAGGAAGACAACAAAGUGAAAGAUCUCACCCAAGAAAUUGAGAAACUUAAAACUCAAAUUAAACGUUUUGAAUCUUUAGAAGAAGAACUUAAAAAAAUGAGAGCCAAAAACAGUGACCUGCAAGACAAUUACUUGAGUGAACAGAAUAAAAACAAACUCUUAACGGGUCAGCUAGAAGAAAUAAAAAUGCAAAUAAAGAAACAGAAAGAUCUGGAGAACGGAGAGGUUGAAAAUGAAGAUACAAGCUUUUCUAGCAGGGGAAAACAUGACAGACCUAAAUACAGAGGUGUCACAGCUGAUUUGACAGCUGCCAAGCACAAGCCAAGGGAGGUCUCACCGCAGCAGCGCCGGGAAAGAGCAAGGAACAGAGAUUUCUCUGUCAGUAAUGACAGCUUCAGCCACAGUGGUAAGCAGGUGCCCAGUCCAAGCUUAAUGAACAGAAAAGCAGGAAAAGCUUCUGGUGCAUCUGCCCUUUCAGACGCUGCUGUGACAGAUACAAAAAGACUGGAAGAGAAAUCUUUAGUUUCCACUUCUUCUUCUGAUCAGAAGGAAGGCUGUGUCACGCAGAAUGAUGGGAAGAGAUCAAAAGAGCAGCCGUCUGUCCUCAGCCGAUAUCCUCCUGCUGCACAGGAGCAGAAAUCUUGGAAAGCACCUUCCAAACCUGUUGGUGACACAGGCAUGAGAUCGAAGGCUGAAAAGUCAUCUCAGGUGCUCCGUGGCAACUGCCAAACCAGUGCUGAUGCACGGGAUGAAAAGUUAAGCAAAGGAGAAUUGGUGGCUGCUUUGGCUGAGAAGCUGAAAACAAGUCAGGCAGAAGUCAGUGACUGCUCGGGGGACACGCUGCUUGCCAGGGGUAAUCAUACCUCUUCCAACGGCACAGCUUCCACGUACAGGUACCAUCUCUACUCCCACAUGUCGGCAUCGGAUUCCACCAUCUCUAAAGCAGAAGCAGUGAACACUUUUGCUGCAUCACACAGACAGCCCUCAGAGGGCAGGGCUAAAAGAGCAAAUAUCUGCCAGGAAAAAGAAUUCGCAGACACAUCACUUGAAAGUGCAAAGCCUUCAACACUAACAAAGCGUUCCCAUCGCUCCAGGAGUCAGGAAGACAUUCUGCAGAUUCUCACAGGUCUUGAUAAAGAAGACAAGGAGCAGUCUUCAACUUCAGCAAUGGAUCAUCUAAAUGCUGGCUUGAAAAUGGACUCCAAGACCAUCCAGAGUAACCAGGAAAAGCUUAAUUCAGAUGAAGAAUUGGGAAGAAGCAAAAAAAACACCACUCAGUCAGAUUUUGAGACAAGAAAGAAAGUUAGUUCCAAGCAGUUCUCCAAUUCCAGGGGAAUUUUUAGAGCAUCACUUCUUGAAAAUGACAAAAACACUGUAAGUGAUGAAGACUCCACCAAGUGUAUAAAACCAUCAGAUGCCAGCACUGGAGGAUUUAAGUCCAGAAGGUCAUUCAGCCCAAGAGAAGCUUUGAGAUCAAAAGCUGUCAUUAAACCUGCAAUUGUUGAAAAGGAUAUGAAGGCAGUCAUGGGAGGGACUGUUUCUGAGGCAGAGUCAGAAAAACAGAAGUCUGUUUUUAAAAUGGUAACAAGUAAAAUGACAAGCAGCAUCACAAUCUUCCCUUCUGAGCCAACAGCUACAAGGACCAGUGCAGAUACAGCAGCAAAGGAAAGGCAUGUUACCACUAGCAACAUCAGAGUUGCUCCAAAUGAGCCUUCACCAAUAACAAAUGAUCUUCCCACACCCUUUGAGAUAUCAAUUAGUAAAAGUGCACUGAAAUUAUCUGAGACAGACAGAAUUGGAGAGGCAGUGCCAAGAAGUAAAGCAGAAACAGUGGUCUCCAGAAGCAGCAUUAUGAUAAAGACUUCUGAACUCACAGAGAGGAACAGUGAGCCGCCUUCGGAGGCAAUCAGCUGGAAGAGCUGCUCUUCAGAUACAGCUUCAUCUGAAACAAAACAUGUCACUGUGAGAAGUUCCUGGAGAACAAGACAAGGCUUACAUUCCCUGGAGGACUCUCAAACCAAAGUGGAGAAGAGUGAAGCUUCCAGUACUACAAACAUGAGUAGGUCCUCAGUGGAUCUCUCAGAAAUGGAGGGGAACAGUGCAAGAGCAAACUCCCUGGAGCAGACCUCAGCAAGGAGCAGUGCCACAGCUAAUUCCUGGACUGCCCCUGAACUGGGGUCCCGCAGGACCAAAAGUAACUUAAGUGCAUCUGAACUGCUAACACGCAGGAGCUAUGCAAGUGAUCCUACAGCAGCUUCUGCUUGGCACCGGACAAUGCUACCUGAUGAGAGCAAAGAUUUUGUGCUCAGUUCCAGAAGAAAACAAUAUGGCUCUUCGGAGUACCUCUCACAGGUUGACACACCAGGGAAAAGGCCAGUCACUAAGAUGGAAAUGCAGGACCCUGAAUCCAACCCCCAUGCACCGCUGGGUCUCCAAGCAGAGGAGCAGGGUGCUUCCCGUACCUGCCGGACAACAUCUCGGAGAUGA
Phaethon lepturus (White-tailed tropicbird) is the source of this 3360-nucleotide messenger RNA. RefSeq names its product leucine zipper protein 1 (gene LUZP1). The record is from RefSeq and is a predicted model, not a curated record. NCBI's taxonomy places the organism in Eukaryota, Metazoa, Chordata, Aves, Phaethontiformes, Phaethontidae. Bases 1 to 3360 code for a protein of 1119 amino acids. The transcript is spliced from 3 exons.